AUGAACAUGGGGGCCGAAAAACAUAGUUCUAAGAGUGGAGGAGGUUAUGUUGGGGGUUUGCUGCAGCUAUUUGAUUGGAAUGCAAAAUCUCGAAAGAAACUGUUCUCUAGCAAGUCUACUCUACCAGAGCAAUCUAAACAGAAGAAGAGAUGUGAUGGAAAUCUGCCCACUACUCGGUUUCACCUGGUAAAAGUUUGUGAUUUCAUAGCUGGUUCAAGUAUUAGAGGAAGUAAUUAUAGUUGUGCUUCAUCAGUGACUGAUGAGGACUUUGGGGAGGCAAAGGCACCCGGGGUUGUUGCGAGGCUUAUGGGACUGGAUUCUAUGCCAACCUCAAAUUUUCCAGAGCCCUAUGCUUCCCCUUACUUUAGUUCUCAGUCUCUUCAGGGAUUUAAUUCCCAUUCCAAAAAUUUGGAUGGCAGUCAUGAGUUUGACCUACCAGGCAAUUUAUACGCCAUGGAUGGAUUUGUGAGGAACAAUGUCCCAGAAUCAAGGCAUCCAAAGCCUUUGAACAGGCCCAUCGAAAAGUUUCAAACUGAAGUCUUGCCUCCGAAAUCUGCUAAGUCAAUUCCAAUUACCCAUCAUAAGCUUUUAUCUCCAAUCAAAAGUGCCAAUUAUAUCCCAUCUGAAAAUGCUGCUCACAUAAUGGAAGCAGCUGCAAGGAUUAUUGGACCUAGUCCUCAGACUAGUGCAGGUAAAGUAAAAUUUCCAGCAGUUAGUUCGACUUCAAUUCCUUUAAAGGUAAGAGACUUGAAGGAAAAGGUUGAAGCCUCUCAAAAGCCACUCAAGCUUGGCGAGUUGACUUCCCGUCCAGGCGAAACUAAUGCUCCUAAACACACAAAGGGACAAAACCCGAAUAGGAGCUGGAAUUCGUCAGCAGAUACAUUAUCCUCAAGGCUUUCUUCUGAUUCGGAAGAGGCAAGUGCAAAAGGAAAAGGUAAAUCCAUCUCACUUGCAUUACAAGCAAAGGCUAAUGUUCAGAAAAGAGAAGGUUUAAAUGGUCAUAGCAGCAGCAGUUUAGUAGGACAGAAGGAAUCCAGUGAAGUCUCUUCUAGUGAGCUGUUCAAAAGCCAAGCUAGUGCCCAGAGCAGCAGGGUGAGGAAAUCAUCUACACAUACUGUUUCAAGUGUACUUCGACAGAAUAAUCAGAAACAAAAUGGUUUACCUGAUAAAGGGAAGUUAUCAUCUAAGCCGUGUGCUUCUGGCUCACAAAAUAGAAAAAUAAACAAUGGAGAAUCUUCAUAUUCACGAUACAAAAGCUCAGGUAAAAAUGCUGCAAACUCUAAAAUUGUGUCCAAGAGGUCAAAGUCAGAAGUAGCAGAAAAUAGAAGAGAAGAGACUUCUGGCUCCAGAAACAUUGCUAGCAAGAAGAGGUCAAUAGAUGGCAAUUUUCAGUUUGAGAAAAACCAUACUCCUGAUAAGAUGAUGAUUGGGAAGAGUGAAAGGCCAAAUGCAUUGACUGAUAAGCAAAGUAGCUUCCCUGAAACAAGCAAAAGAAUAGGAACAGAUGUUGUUUCUUUUACUUUCACAGCUCCAAUGACGAGGUCAUUUGCUCUUAGCCCUGAGACAUUUAGAGAAGUGCGGGAGAAAAGUAAUGUCUUUUCUGCUGAUUUUUGUGGUAAAAGGUCACUGCUUACUUCAAGUGCCCCAAAUAGUGCAAAGUUCUCUUUGCCAGGACAUAAUGUGGUAGGAGCUGAUGCGCUUAGCACUCUUUUGGAGCAAAAGCUUAGGGAGCUAACUCAGGGGAUGGAGUCGUCCUCAUGCCUCAAGGCAGGAACGUCUGGAAAUUCUUCCACGAAGUUCCAGGAUUCGCUGCCUAAUCUAGAUCCCUCAUCUAAUAAAACCUGCAUCCCUGACUACCAAACACAGGAUUGGAUCAAUGCAGACUACACUGUUGAUAAAUGUAGCUCUGGAUUUUCAUCGUCUGAUCUUCAAGGAUUCAUAAUGAAACACAAAGUUCAGGUUACGGAUCAAGGCAUGGAUAGCUUAUGCAGGAGCAAUCUCGAAACGAGGAAGAUACUUGAUCAUCGACUUCCAAGUCCUGUAUCUGUUCUUGAAAAUUCAAUAUUUGCAGAAAGCUGGAAUUCCUCAGAUACAACUGAUAGCAUCAAUACUGGAGGCAGCAAACAGGUUUCAUCAGUGCAAGCUCAGGAAGUUCUCGGCAUUCAUUAUUUCAAGAAGCCUAAUCCAAUGGAAAUUGAAACAGAGUUAUCGGACUCAGCCUCAUCCAUGUCUACUGCAAAAACUGAAUGUCUCUCAUGUGGAGCCGAAGAUCAAGAUGUACUACAAAAUCAAUGGGAGCUUGAAUAUGUGAAGGAUAUAUUGUCCGACAUAGAGCAUAUGUUCAAGGAUUUUGCGGCGGGCAGAGCUCGUGCGAUAAUAAACCAUAACCUUUUUGAUCAGCUGGAAAGUAAAAAAUGGAUGCUGAAUAGGCAUGAGCCUAAACUAAGACGAAAGAUAAUAUUCGAUUGUGUGGCUGAGUGUUUGGAUAUAAGAUGCAAGGAGUAUGCAUCCGGGGGAUGUGAAAUGUGGACAAAAGGUUCGUUUGUGGUGAGAAACACAGAAAGGUUAGCUGCAGAAAUAUACAAGGAAAUUUCGGGGUGGAAUGACAUGGGGGAUUGCAUGGUUGAUGAACUUGUAGACCAGGAUAUGAGUAAAAAACAUGGAAGAUGGCUUGAUUUCAAGAUAGAAGCAUUUGAAUUGGGAGUUCAGAUUGAAAACCGCCUACUCAAUAACUUGUUAGAUGAAGUCAUAGCUGAUAUACUGGUACUUUGA
Messenger RNA from Oldenlandia corymbosa var. corymbosa, 2772 nucleotides. The record is from the annotation of a GenBank genome assembly. Lineage: Eukaryota; Viridiplantae; Streptophyta; Magnoliopsida; Gentianales; Rubiaceae.